Siniperca chuatsi (mandarin fish) is the source of this 9715-nucleotide messenger RNA. RefSeq lists its product as uncharacterized. NCBI's taxonomy places the organism in Eukaryota, Metazoa, Chordata, Actinopteri, Centrarchiformes, Sinipercidae. The record is from RefSeq and is a predicted model, not a curated record. Gene Ontology annotation, cellular component: nucleus. The transcript is spliced from 12 exons. Bases 355 to 3108 code for a protein of 917 amino acids. Gene Ontology annotation, molecular function: transcription cis-regulatory region binding. Gene Ontology annotation, biological process: regulation of transcription by RNA polymerase II.
CGCAAUUUAAUGAUAUUUUAGGGGGGGAUCUGAUUUAAAACCCGUCUCGUGUCUAAACCCCGCCCACGCAUAACCCGUGUCACACGGAAGUACGUCACACCACUGAAGCUAAAGAUGCUUCAACUGCCGUUUCACUGUGACUUUAACAUUAAGUUGUACUCUGUGGCAAACUUUGGCCACACCUAGAUCCUGUCCCAUUUCCACACACACACACACACACACAAAAAAAAAAGCCUGCUUUUUUUUUUUUUUUUUUUAAUUUAUUUAUUUUUUUUCUGGUGCGUUUGUUUGUGUGUCGGCGAGUCCCGGCGGUGUAACCGGAGAGGGGCCUCAGAGAGGGAAUGCAGGACUGCAAUGGAGCACAAUGCAAUACAGUGGUUGGGUGCUCCCUCCUGCCAGCGAGGCAGCUAUGCCUUCUAUAAGUCGGUGAGCAGCAGAGCUCAACCCGACGGGCCCGUCCAGGUGUGGAGGCUCGGGGAGUUUUACUUCAUCCGCUGUGGACCCCAGGAUCCUGUGUGCAUCGCAGAGGUGACCUUGCUGUGGGAGGACCAGACACGCCGCCACCUGCUGGCCAGCGCCAGACUCUACUUCCUGCCCGAGGACACGCCGAAGGGCCGGACCAGGGAGCACGGAGAGGAUGAAGUUCUGGCAGUGUCCAGGAAGAUGGUGGUGCGGGUGGAGGACCUGGUGCGGUGGUCGUGUGCGGAGCCGGCAGGUUGGAGCAGCAGCCUGAAGCCGCCGCCCUGCGGGACCAACGGCCUCCACAGACCUCUACAGAGCAGUGAUGGGAACAGCAGCAACACGCCCAACAAGAGCAGCGAGCCGCUCAGAGACAAAACAGAGAACAACCUGGUGGAGCGUCAGGGCGUCAAAGUGCUCAGCUACCCGCAGUACUGCCGCUUUCGCUCCCUGCAGAGACGCAUCCAGGGCGGAGCGAGGGGACCGGGGCUGCAGGACCCCCUCUUGCUGGCCCUGGGGGGCAUCAAGGCGCUGCCCAACACCCGGUUCAUGUACUGCAGGGACACCUUCAACCACCCGACGCUGGAGAGCAGCGCCAGCUUCUCCUGGCAGUUCAGAUGUCCGUCUCUCAGUCUUCGAGGACGACCUCGCAAGAGGAGAACUCGAGAUGGCAAAGACUCCCUGAACUCCAGCCAAUCAGAGUCCUGGAUCGAGAGGAUGAAGGAGAACGUGAUGGGCAGCGUGGAGGUCGGCUGUGAGGGCAGCUGGCUCCCCCACCCCGAAGAGCAGCUGUUCCUGGAUCAGCUCUUCGCCUUCAUGGACCGUCAAGGCUUACCCAUCCACAAAGUUCCCAACCUCGGCUUCAAGAAGAUUGACCUCUUCCUCAUGUACUCUGUGGUCAAGCGGCUCGGAGGCUACAAAAAGGUGACGUUGGACCGCCUGUGGAAAGUGGUUUAUAACGAGCUGGGAGGAUGCCCCGGCAGCACCAGCGCUGCUACCUGCACCAGGAGACACUACGAGAGGCUGAUGCUUCCUUAUGAAGAGCACCUCAGGGCAGGAGGAGUAGAAUUCAAAGUCCCAGAGUCCCCCAUGCCUCCAAAACCAAGAGGGAUAAGAGGAAGGAAACCACUUCCGAGAGGCAGAAAACCAGGACCCAAAGCCAAGGAGAAGAAGAUUACAGCCCCUGCUGCUCCUCCUCCUCCUCCUCCUCCUCCUCAUACUAUGGUGAACCCGAACGGCACCGUGGUGGUGAAGAGAGGCCGAGGCCGGCCGCCGGGCACGCGCAACAAGGCGACGCUGAUCGCUCAGGCGAAGCUGCUGGCUCAGCAGCAGGCUAAAGCCAAAGCAGCAGCCGAGUCUCAGCAGCAGCAGAGUCCUCUGCUUCCAGCCAGAGGUGGAGGUGGACCGACGCCCGGCAGCACACACAGGCCCAUCCAGCCGGCUGUCCUGCCUGUCAACAUGCCCCUCACCCCCGACCUCUCCCCCAUGUCCGCCCCCUUCCUCCCCUUCCAGCCCAAACCGAAGGAGCUGAAGCCGGACAGGGUGGAGUCUGCGGCUCCUGCUCCGGAUGUGCUCCUCCCCACUCUGCCUCGCCACUUCAUUGGAGGAUCUCUGGGCGGCUUCAGCCCCAUCAAAGGCGUAUGUCCUCUGGAUGUCUUCAGGAACCGCAUCAGCCUCCACAGAGGCCUAGAGAGCCCGGCCCUGACGCCUCAGGAUCCCAGCCAGCACCAUCCGACCGUCUACACCCUCCAGCCCAAAAGCGGUAGCCCGGAUACCCCUCAUCCCAGCGGGGACCAGCCUCAGCCUCAGCUCCACCAGCAACACAACCGCUGCUCGGGGUGUGACGAGGGAGCCCAGAGAGGAGGAGGCAGGAACCGUCCUCCUCUGCCCCCUCUCCGGGUCCUGCCUUUGAACCUGGACUGCAGCGUUCAGGUGUGCCAGCUGAUGAGGACUCAUCUGGGCUCGUCUCAGUUCCAGACCUUCACCCGCCGACUGUCUGAGGCUCUGUCUCAGGACCUGAGCGCCAAGCCCCCCUGCUCUCCCAUCACCCCUCCCCCCGAGCAGGCGCUGCCUCUCAACCUCAGCAAACGCUUCACGGCGAAGAGAUCCAGCACAGAGGGACCAGAGGCGAGUCCAGCGGCGAUCAACGGAAACACAGAUCAGCCGUCAUUCAAGAGACCCAGAACCGGCUGCACGGAGCAGGCCGAGGACUUCAGCCCGGGUGACCGGUCUGGCUCUGGAGGAAGUGUCGGAGGAGGAGUAGGAGAGCAGGAUGCGGAGAUGAAGAACCAGGAGGAACCCGCAGACCUGAGCUCUCCCAGCAGGAUCAGGGCCUUCCUGCUCGGGCUGCCACCCUUCCAGGUGAAAUUCGAGGAGGAUCUGAAUGGGACGAGGUUCGGGAAGUUUCUUCCUCCAGGAUCUAAGGCUGAACCUCAGCGGACCGAGACAGAGAAAGGAGAGGGAGGAGUGGCAGUAAAGAAAGAAGUAACGAAGGAGGAGGUGGUUGAAAUAGAGCGACGUGAAACUGAGAGGAGCAACAAACUACAGAAGCUGGAGCAGGAGGAGAAAGAUCCCAUCCACCUCUCCGGUCCUGGCCCAGCGGAGCUGAAGAGAGCCGGGCCCUCAAACACUGACACACACUGUUUUUAGCAUUAUUCCCUCGGUUGAUAUUAGCGUUUUGUAAUCAGACGUCGGGGAUUUGUCGGUUUUGCAAUCUGGAAAGUUGUAUCCACCGCGGGGCUUAGGGUUGGCUUUGGACGCCGGAUGCUUCAGCGGUUGAUCCAGCUCAGGUUAAAGCCUGAAUACGCGAAACAGGGAGGUUUCUUUUCUUCAUCUUUGAGAACAUUUGAACUCGCAACGUAUUUCUUGUUUGUUUGUUUUUUGUUAGUUUUUUUCUGGUCUUCGAUCACGUCGUUGAUUGAACUUUGCAGAGGAAUGACGACACACGAGACUCAUGACAAUCACAAAUCAGUUUCUCUUCCUUUCUCUGUCGAUUUCUGUCUCUUUAAGGUAAAAAAAAAAAAGAAACAGAGGAGUGAGACUGUGACUCUUUAACAAACACUGCCAUAACCCCAUAACACUAUAAACUCCACUAUUCAAUGUUAUGGUGAAAUAUUGAAUAAGAUCCAUAUUACUUAAAAUAUAAAUCAAUUACAUCUAUGGGUGAUGCUAUGCAUCAAGACUUCAUUAAUUAGUAUCUAGAGUGUACUGUAGUCUGGUAGUUUCAUUUUUAAAUUGUACUCUACUUCUGUAGAGUUAUUUUCUGAUAAAGUGUCUAGAUGUUAUCUGGAGCUCUGAGUGAAAAGCUCCUCAGUCUUCACGUUAUAGCUCGUUAAGUGAAGCGUUUCUAUAGUCUGCUCGUUAGCUGAAAAUAUAUAAACUUUUCUUACACAUAUGUGCCUUAAAUGGCCUGCGAUCUGUUUCAUCGCUGGCUUCAAAUGCUUUCAGUUAAAGAGAUACCUUGAUGUUGGACCUGUUUAGUUUUACUUCACUCCUCAGCAGGGCUGGGUGUCUUUUUUGAAAUACUAGUGUGGAUACGAUGAGUGUUUUGUUACUUUGAGAAAUAUAAACAAACUACAGAACUUUGAACAAAAGAAGCCAAACUUCUCAAAUUUGAAAUGUCGUAAUAUUAGUAGUUAAAACUGGUAAAAUGUAGGUUUAAAUCAAGAACUCUCUGAUCCGAGAAUAAGUCCGACCAGACGUUCGAUGCCAGCUCUCAGUGCGUGAGUUUUUGAUACUCGGUGCUGCUGAUGCCCAGCCCUGCUGUUUGCGUUGUAAAGACCACCGUGGCCACGUGUCGGCGCCGUCGUCUUGCCGUCAUCACUACCACUGUUCGGGGUUGUUCAACCAAUAAGAAGUCACAUCAGCGCAGGAAGAAGAACUGUGUGUGGAGAUCAUACAUGAACAUGUAGCCCAAACAUUCAGACUACCUCAGGCUUUUAUUUUAUUUUAUUAUUAUUGUUGUUAUUUUGUUUCAGGGCGGUAGAGCCUAUCCCAGCAUGCAUUUGGGUAGACGGCAGGGUUGGAUGCUAGUCCAUAAACACAGACAGACACACUUAAACCCCAUUGCCACUUGGUAUUAAAGGAUAAGGCUGGUGGUGUAAUAUAUUUUUAUGAAAAGACCAAAACCAACAAUUUGUUAGUCCGUCUCUCAGUACUUCCUCACUUCCUGUCUGCGGCUCUCAGUAGGAUACAUUUAAUGUUGGUUUUUGGUCUCUUCUUAAAAUUUGUUCACAAUAAGACAAAUAUCACCAGAAUUACCCUUUUUAAAUCUUCAAUCUGUAUCUGGAUACAUCUCGUACGCAUGUACCCCUGGUAUAUAAACAAGCGCUCUCCUUGUCUCCGUUCAGACCUCAUUGUGAUCGGAUCUCAAAUUAGGUGCAAAGCAGGUAGGCAGACGGCGAACAUGGCUAGUCUCAGGUGAAGAGAAGUUACGCUGCUGUUUGGGCUCUACUUUGCAGAGGAAGGGCUCAUCUGUAGCUGUUAGACGGGCAGCUCGACGUAGCAGGAAGAGGUGGAGGUAGUUGACCUUUCAACUUUUUUGAUAUUUUGGGAAGUACACUUAUUCGCUUCCUGGCUGAGAGUUAGGUGAGAAGAUUGAUACCGCUCAUGCCUGUAUGGUAAAUACAAAGCUACAGCUAGCAGCCAAUUAGCUUAGCUUAGCACAAAGACUGGAAACGGGGGGAAAUAGCUAGCCUGGAUCUGUCCAAAGGUAAAAAACCAACACCUCUUAAACUCACUAAACACACAAUCUGUAAAAAUGACAAGUUGUAGUUUUUCGGAGGGGUCAUGUACUGGACUAUUUGUUGAAGAAAUCCGACACAUAACCCCCCUGCAAAACCGCAAAUUGUUGUUUUUCCUUUACGUUUUUGUACAGAUUAAACAAACGAGGUUGUAAUAUUUUAAUCAGUGAGCUUUAGAGGUGCUGUUAAGUGGAUUUCGUUACUUUUGGACAGAGCCAGGCUAGCUGUUUCCAGUCUUUGUGCUAAGCUAGGCUAACAGUCUCCUAGCGGUAGCUUCAUAUUUAGCGUACAGACAUGAGAGUGGUAUCGGUCUUCUCAUCUAAUUCUCGCCAAGAAAGCUAAUAAGCAUCUUUCCCCAAAAUGUCAAACUGUUGCUUUAAGAAUGUGGCCAAAGACGUCAUUUACACCUGGCUGAGAUCCGAUCAUAUUCUAACGUGAUUUUUUAUUUUUAUUUCCCCCCCCCCGAAUCCAGAUAAGAUAUCCAGAUACAGAUCGUAAAUGUUAAUGCCAGGUGAAAGUAAGAAAGAAAGGAAUCGAACCCGCAGCAUUCACUCCGCUUCACCAAAGAACGUGUUGGCGAUUUUUGUAUUUUUUUUUUCUCCACGUAAACCAAUCCGCUGCUCCACCCGGCUUCUUCCUCUUCUCGUCUUAAGUGCCAACAUAAAACGCCGACGAAAAAAAAACACCACGCGUAGCUGAAAGUAAUGUAAAACGUCAAGGUAUCGCUUUAAUCGCAGCCUUUUUCAACUCGUCUCUGUUUGUUUUCUGCCACGGACAGACGUUGGUUCAGAUUUGCACACCUACUGUACCCACUCGCUUAAUUUUGUUUUUCCAUAUUUAUAUUUGCCAUGUUUUUUGUUUCUCUCUGCCAGCGUUUCGUUAUUUUACCAGUAGUAGUGGAAUCAACCACGACACCGAAAUUAACUGGUGCUGUUUAUUCUCAGUCAUGUAGCUGUUGCCGCAGUGUUGCCGUUUUGUUUUUUAUCGAUAAGGCAGCAAAUUCUUUUCAUCUCAGCAAGUCGUCAAAUCUUGACUUCAGUCUCAAAACAGCUUCGAAAACUAAAGUGAAACGUUUCUCGCAGCAGAUUUAUUUGUCCAGAGAGUUUUUAAAGAAAAUAUUUUAAAGAACUAAAUUAAAAAAGACACCGUGACUUGUUAUGAACAUAUUUGCAGUUUGAUGUGAGACAGAUAUGAAUUGUUUGUGAAUGAAUGCAUGAGUAGAGACGCGUAUACUCAGUAGAUCAUAUCUGGGCAGAUGCACCAAAGCACAUGUACUCCACCUGAACUCAAACCUCCUCCGUAACCUUUCUAUAACGUUUAUCAUUAUGUUGAAGUCAGAGUUAUCGUUAGUAUUUCAGGAUAUUAUAAGUCAUUAUUUUACUGCUAUGGCAGAUGAUCCUGUUUGCUUAAAAAAAAAAAAAAAUGUCACUUUUAACGGUAAUGUCUGUUUUCUCCUUCGUUCAAGGGGAGAAAUGACGGUAAAACGCUUCUUCCUUUUUGUGACUUUUCUUAAUCGGCCGUUUUCAUCAAUGCAGUACGAUGUAUCUCGCAACAAGAUAAAUGUAUAUUUUGUGUCUCGCUCCGCUUCGUCCUGUCUGUAAACCUCUUUUUAUUUAUUAAGGUGAGGUGUUUCUGAGCGCGCUCAGUCCGUUGUGCAGCGCUGCCCUGCGUCACUGACGCUCGAGCGGCGAAGGCCUCGGCGUGCUUCAAAAGGAAAGAGUUCGUACGACCACGUUCAGUUAAAAGUGUUUGUAGCGCCGUCUUUUUCCACGACUACGUCUUGCGGCGUUGAAGGUGGAAUCAAACGGGGACGACGGCGCGCGCUUUCAGUCUGUGCUCGAAAGCAUUCGUGGUGUUGCACUCGUUUUUUUCACACCACCACUUGAGUUCAAACUGACCAAUCGCAGCACGAAUUGGACUUGGUUGUUUGAUUUGUCAGUUUUGGAACGAUAAAAUAAACGUGGGACCGAACUCCAGCGGGGUUUCAGACGUAUGUGCUUCAACUAAACCCCCGCUUCUUCUUCCCGCCAUUGGAAUUGACAGUUCGCCAAAUAACUGUCGCUACGCCUGUCGAGCUUUCUUACAUUUGGACGGAAACUUGGCUAACGAUAACGGAGGCAGAUUGGUGGCCCGUGGACGUCACAUUGAGAUGACGUCACGGAAAUAAAAAUAGCUUUUCAAGGCCCUGGGAAAUCAAUACAAAGAUUUUUUUAUAAAGGAGGUCAACGCUUUUCGUGGAUAGUUUCGUUGCAGUACCGCGGAGCGGCCACUGGGGCAAAUUGUCAGCAAGUUGCCGUGUCCAGCUCGCGUAACACAUCCAUGGGCGAGAACGGGGUUUGAUCUCUCUUUUCUAUCCUCUACAUAACUGCUUCUGUCACUUCACGUGUGAACAAGUGCGACGCCGCGAACGUCUUAAAGUGCGACGGCAGGCCUCUCACCCUUCGAUUGCGGCUGCAACACUUUUGCCUCCAGACGGCACUUUGUACGAACGAGAUCGUUUCCAGUAAACCCCGGCUCUUAACGCUCUGGCGCUGGGAGCGUCCCGGUCAAACCACAGCUCCACUGGACCAGUUUUAUCUCGGAGGGUCUCAGUCCGACUCCCCUGAACGUUUUGCCUUAGUUUUAUUUUUCCUGCGUUGCUUUUAUGUCGAUGGCCACCUGCCGCUGAGGGCUGACGAGCGGAGAUCUUCUAGUUUAGAGUUGAGCAGCAUGUAGUAGUUUUUCUUCUUUGGUUAUUUAAGCUUUAGUUUGUAAAGGUUUCUUUUAGGUAUAAUUUCUUUUUUUUUUUUUUUUCUCCGUUUGAUAAAGUUUAAAGAUUUAAACGUUUACAUUUUGUUAUGCAUGUUCAAACAGAUUUGUUAUAUCCGGUGUUUUGCACACUACUUCAGCAUCAGUCUUGAACGGCACUGUUCAUUAAUGUAAAGUACUUAAAAUUAAGUGCCUGAUACUUAAAAGUGAAAAUUGGAGUUGAUAUUUGUAAGCAAAUGAAAGUUACAUUUGCUCAUUAGUCUUCAUGCCAUUAACUUGAACGGCGGCUCCUGUUGUUGUGUGAUGUUUUAUUGUGUUUAAAGCCUCCGCAGGCGGUUUGAUCACACGAGGGGAGAUUAUCUUGUUGGGGAAAAAAAAGCGACGGCACGACCGCUCGCUCGGCUCCACGACGUCUGCCGGAGCAAACUGGACCUACAGGACUCGACAACAGGGACGCCUGGUGGCCAUCAGAGCCCUCGGUGAAGUGAUUCACGCAGUGAGCAACAUACGUGAACAGAAAUGAUCACAUUAAAAAGGUGCUACAUGUGGCAUUUUAACAUCUGUGAGUCGUUAAAUUAAUUUAACUGUCCGGCAGUUUCUUCUCUUGUGACAUUUUUGCUUUAAAAAUGACUUAACAUCUAAACCAUUGCUGUUUGAUGAUAGCGCUGAAACCAUUAGUCGGUCCACAGAAAACCAAGCAUCUCUAGCGUUUGCGUUGUAGUCGCAGCCCUAAUGUUAAUUUGCCAACAAACGAUUAUUUUCAUUAUCAAUUUUAAUUGUCUAAAAUACUGAGUAAAUAGCCAAAAUCUUCCUGAGUCUCUUCAGAUGUCUUGUUUUGUCCGGCCAACAGUCAAAAACCCAAAGAUACUCAGUUCGCGAUCAUUUAUAAAUCGAAGAAAUCAAGCAAAUGACCACGUUUGAGAAGCAGGAACCAGUGAAAUCUAGGCUUCUCCUGCGUUUAAAAAAUUUAAACCUAAAACUGAAAUCGUUUGCUUGAUUUUUAUUUUUGGUCAUUAAUCGAUUUUAACUUAUAAAAUCACUUCAGCUCUAGAAAUGUCACAAGGUUGAAUGCGAGAGAAGUUUUAUUUGUGGUGCUCGCCUCUCCGCCGGCCAGUCGAGUUCAAAGUCUGGAGUUCCUGGUGAUUAAAAGGUUAAAUGUGUGACUUUGAGCUCGCUGAAAGCAUCUCGAACAACUUGUUAAUCCUCUUCGUGGAGAGAGAAGUACAGGCAGCGGAGGGGUUUAUGGGAAAUGUAGUGUGGAUGUCGAAACACCAGCAGUAAGCGUGCUGCGAGAGUCCAUGAACCAGACUUUUCCAUCAUGUGACGAUAAUAUAUCGAUGUUAAAGAUGCUGCGUGUGGCACCUUUUUUUUUUUUAUAUAUAAUAAACUGUUGGAUGUUAAGCACCAAUGAAUGUCUGUCACAUCUUCCUGUGAUCUCAUUUUUUAAUCACCUGACACCAUUUCCUCAUGUUUUUGUCUUUAUUUUUCCUCCUUCAAACAAAAAAAUCCCCCAGAUCAACUUUAAAACAGGCGUGUCCUCGGCCACGCGUGCAUCUAAAAUGGCCGCCGAGGUGUUUGAGUUGAAUGGGGGAAUUUAGUUUUUUGUUUUUGUGUUGCAUGUGUGAUUUGAUUGAUUGCAGAUCUGCAGCACAAACUCCAGUAACAUUUUUUUGUUUUGUUUCUACAAGCGGUAAACGGCUGGCAGUGUCAGGUACCAUUCCAUUUUAACACUGUAUAUUUAUAAUAAAAGUAAUCUGUUAAUAAAA